AAAUACAAUAUAGUCUGAGCGGGAGUAGGAGACAUGGAGCUGGGCCCUUGAUGAGCAACGCCUGAUCAUGUGGAAGUCACGUCCUUGCAGAGGAGCGCGGAGUCUCUGUCAUGGGCUCUCCGCUGGAGUGAAAAGAGUAUGGAGAGAUAAUGAGGAAAGCACAGCGUGAGGCGGGCGACAAUGCAUGGAUCACUUCCCGCUCUGCGCAGUCUCCGCCUUCUCUGUUUGGCAAAGGGUACCUUGAAAGCUCCGAAUUCUGCAUGAGUGUAAUUUGAUGUGGAGAGUCUCACAAGCUUGAAAAGAACUCCAUGGACACUAUCUCAAUGCAAGAUCUUAUGUCAAUGUCAAUUAUCUCAAUGAGAGGGAUUGAUAAAUCGAAAAGUGAAUCUGAGGUGAAACUAUUGAAGCAAUAUCCGAGUAUGAGGAUGAAGUAAGUAUGAGUAUAAGUAGUUCGCCAUCUCAGAUAUUGGGAAGGAUAAAACUUUCAUGCUUUUUUUAUUUAUACAAACCGCCAACUUGUCCACCAGUGGGUAGUUAACCUCAAAUCACUCUUGGAUCCCUCUCAUUGAGAUAAUGAACAUUGAAAUAAGUCAGACACUCGUGAGAGUUGAAUUCAGUCUUCUUCAACGGCAGUCCUCCAGCGUUCUUUGUAAAAUGAAUACAGCGGAGGCCAAAGGCGACAAAAAUGGAAGAAUCAUCAAAAGCAUCGUGAUGCAUCAAAGAGAGACAUGCGUGAAGGAAAAAUUGUGUGGAUGUGCCUCCGUUUCCCACAUCUGCGAGGAUAUGACUCGCUGAGAAACCUACAUUGCCGAUGACUAAACCUCUCUCAUUAAUGUCAAGUUCCUGCAAUCAGAGGUUUUAAUGGGGUUCAAGUUACUUCCGCCCACACCCAAUUCGUAAAGCCUGCAUGAUGUGAAAGAGUAAAAAGUGGCAUGUCCAACUGCCACCACGAGAUAAAUUUACUUACUUUACUAACCUUAAAUUUACCUGUCUUUUGGUUAUGUAUGUUUUAUUUACAUCAAUUUCUAGACUUUUGAGACUUUGCUGGUUGUUUCCAAUACGGACUGGCAUUUUAAUGUACCAAAAAUACAUGUUUUUGCAAUUGUAACAAGUGUUCAAAUGUUGCACCUUGCGCUACAUUUGAACAAGUGAUGUAUAUCAAGGGUUCUUCGAGGAGAAGUGGAGCAAUGCUUUUUCAGAAAAUAAGGGAGGCCCUGAGAGUUUUAGAUCUAUUCGCAACUGAAAACUUUCUGUCGGAAUACAUACGGUAAAUGGAUAGCAGAUAUUCGGCGACCCAGGAAAUGAAAUCGAGUGCGGUUGGGCACCUUAACACCAAGGACUGUGUGUCUUGCGACUUGAAGGCUUAGAAGCUCUAACGAUCAUUUUUAAUUUGCACAAUUCUCUCUCAGCCUAGUCCUUACACUGUAUUUACGCCUUUGCUUUAAUUAUCUAUCUUAACUCUUUAAAAGUUUUGAUUUUCAGUUUAGUCCAUGCACCUGAUUUAUUUCAUGCCUUUACUCAGGGUGGAGAUGCUUCUACGAUGGUUGUUGAUCUA
Messenger RNA from Marchantia polymorpha subsp. ruderalis, 1555 nucleotides. The record is from the annotation of a GenBank genome assembly. Lineage: Eukaryota; Viridiplantae; Streptophyta; Marchantiopsida; Marchantiales; Marchantiaceae.